Messenger RNA from Klebsormidium nitens, 1335 nucleotides. The record is from the annotation of a GenBank genome assembly. Lineage: Eukaryota; Viridiplantae; Streptophyta; Klebsormidiophyceae; Klebsormidiales; Klebsormidiaceae.
AUGCCAGCAGUUUACAAGUCGCCCUACGAGGGGUUCGAUGCGGCUGGGCGCCAGAGGGAUCCCUUCGGUCAAUACAGAGAAGAAGGAGCAAGGGGUUUCGAUUUUCGUGAACCGAGUCGUGAGAGGGAAGCGCCGACUGACAGACCGGGACUCUUCCAGUGGGCAGCUAGACCGGAUGAAGGAGAACCGGGGGAAAGGAGCAGGCCGAGGGGAAGAACGCCUCUGGAGUUCGAAGAAAUGCCGGGAGGCCCACCUGGCUUCGGUAGAGUGAGGGAAGAAGAAGCUCAGCGGAGCUAUUGCCAGCAGCCGUCUUUGGAGCGUCCAUUCCGUCAAGGUUUCGCCAGUCAGCCAGAUCAGCAGUUUGCAGCAAACCCGUAUCUGGGUGGAUUCAGAAUCCUAGAAAAUGCGCAGCCGGCAGCAGCUCAUCCCAAUCCGUCAGACUUUCAAUCUCGUCUCGCGCAUCUGGAAGAGCAAGUCAGAGCAAACACAGAUAAGGCAGCAAUGGAGUCAGAGCUUAGACGCCAUGCGACGGCGAUAGAUCCGUUCAAGAAGCGAGGCCUCUUUGCACAGCACGAGAUGUUCUCGGCCAUCUAUGCAGCUCCAACGGCUCACAAAGGAACGCUAGCGCUAGCUGAUGACAUGGGGGUUUUCCUCAAGAAUAGAUGCAUCAAGCUGAACUACAUGGCAGAAGAUAUUCACACUUUUGCCCAGCAGAAGGUCAGAGAGCUAGGCGAGAACCCAACGGCAGCUCAGGUGGCCGCGGUCGAGAAAGAAGUCCUGCGCUGCUUCCAAGAGAAGAAGGUCAAGGCCGAAGAAGUGCUGGCUAAACAUCCGGAGUGGCUCAGAGAAGAAAACAGGGGGCAAUACUUUGCGCCACCGCCUCCUCCGGCCUACCACAACCAGAACCCGGGGCAAUGGCCAGCUGGCAGAGGGCGUCCUCCGUACGCUAGAGGAGCUGGUGGAGGGAUCCCCCAGAACGUCGGGCCAGGACCGCGUAACAGAGAAGAUACGCGAGGAGGUUGUCUGGGCGAACCGACUCCGAAGAGACCCCGGCAGAUGAGCCCGCGCGACACCACGGAACCUGCAAAACCCAGCACACCCUCUGCACCACUAACGUGGGAAGGAGAAGGAGCAAAAAAGGGCGGGGUGGAGGAGCCGAGAAGAGGAGAGGCGAUUAGGCGUGUCGAAGAAAACGAAUGUGAUCCGUCGGAAGAGCAAACAGAGGGUGAGGUGGUCUCUACGUCGUGUCUGCUUGUCGAGUCGGAAGCGAACCGCAGAAUCCGGAAGCUGGGCCGGAAACGGAAGAGUCAGGAGACCCGGAAUCGGAUCAAAUAA